AGGAAAAUAAUGGACUCGAGUUUCGAGUGUACUCCUGCUCUGUCAGACACUUCAAAUAACACUGUCAGUUCCCCAAAUGCGGCUUCUGUCACAGAUACUGACAGAGUAAUAAACACAAAACAUGAUAGUGUCCAUGUAGAAGGAGAAAAGAGCGACGAGCAGCUGCUGCAGGGUCUCCUCACUGACACUUACUGUCACGUCUGUUCCUCCAAGCUGCUGUUCGAGUCCCACAGACUGUCCCACUAUGAGGGAAAGAAGCAUGCACAGAAGGUCAAAGUGUACCUAAAAACAUUAAGAGGAGAGAAGAAUGCAGAGGUCAAGCGGACAUUGCAAACUAAUAAAAACCGUUUCUGUGAGCUGUGUAACAUGGUGUUUAGUUCGGAUGUGGUGGCAAAGUCCCACUAUGAAGGCAAAACUCAUGCAAAAACUCUACGUAAACACACUCUCCACCCUCCAGACCAAAAAUCUGAAGAGCUUCCUUCGCCAAAUCCUGCGGGUAAGAUUGAGCAGAAAGCAGCCUCAGAUGUUGGCACGGAGCUUCACCUGGACCCAACAGCUGCCACAGGCAGCACAAACUCCAGCCUGAAAGACCCUGACAGGUACUGCUCGCUUUGUGCUGCGUCCUUCAACAACCCUCAGAUGGCCCUGCAGCACUACAACGGACGGAAACACCAGAGAAAUGUGGCAAGGCAGGAGCUUCUCAAAGAGCUGGGAGGCGAUGGCCAACAAGCCAACUCCCUGAUGUGUCAGAUAUGUGGCGUGCCGUUCGACUCUGUGGAGAUGUACCAGGCUCACAUGCAGGGAAACAGACACCUGACCAGGGAGAAGAAGAUUAGCGAACUAUUUAAAUCCCAACCAAAAGUCUACAACACAUUUGCAGAUGAACUUGCAGAUUACAUUCAGGUCCAGAAAGCCCGGGGAAUCACUCCUAAGACCAGUCAAGGCCUUGCUCAAGGUGAUGCAGCAAAGGGGGACCAGGAGGAAGAAGCCCAGGAGGAGUCGGAGAACUGGGAAAUGGCCGGAACGAUCCCUAACCCUCCUCAUCCCCCUCAGUCUGGAACGUGGCAUCCUGUUUAUCCAGGAUCCUCCUGUACUCUCCAUAAUUCUGGAUAUAACGGUCCUCCUCCACUUCUCCAGUGCUCGGAUCCUUCACAGUUCAUCAUUGGUCCCACAGAGAGUGGGCAGUACAGAAGACAUUUAAGCUCCCCUUCAUGCAGCAUGUCAUCCUCCUCCUCAUCUUCCUCCUAUAGCUCUCACACAAGUGACAGCGAUGGUGGUGAACAUGAGCUCAAAGACAGGAGGACGAGCACAUCAACGAGGAAGAACGGAUACAUGAAAAGAAAAAAUGAAGGGUCAGACAAAGAGGGGAGGAGGCUGAAGCGCCAGAGGAGAGGAGGAGAGAGGAGGAGGAGGAAGAGGAGGAGAAAAGAGCAGGCUGUAGAAUCAGAGGAUGAGGGGAGAAGAAAAAAACAAAGAAUUUCUAGUGAUAAAAAACCAAAAGACAAAAAGCAGCAGAGCAGUGUCAUGGAGGAAGAAAAAGAUCCUCAUUUACAAACUACUGAACACGACAAACAAGCCAAACUCAAAUACGGAAAAGAGAAGAAGAAAACAAAAGACAAACCGGAUAGAAGGACAGAGGAGGAGAAGCUCUGGGACGACUCCAUUCUGGGUUGUUGAAUUGGCAAGAACUGAUUCUGCCGAAAUGUUGAUGAAUGUCAAUCAUUAAUUUAUAAAACGUUUGUAAUUUUUGUAAAUUUAACUUUGACAGCUCAUUGGACACUCUCGGUGUUGGCUAAAGCAAAUAAAUCUUGUAUUUUUUUUAAGUUUUUUGUGAAACUAUCCUGAAGUCAUGUGGACACAAAACGAAAACCUUCCUGAUCAAAUGUUUCCCCUUCUUUCAAAAUGGUAUGUAAUUCCUUUGUCUGUCUGGUGGUGGCGCAGUUAGAGCUCAAGAAGCCGCUUGGAUGAGCAGCAAAGCCUCUUAGAUCAUCCGUCAUAGUCCAGCUGCUGUGAAGAACAGAGUCCUGUGAGAACAUGAGCUGAGCAGACACGGGGCAAACCUGAGUCCACUUCAAAAGCCCUUUAUGAAAAUCCUUGACGUUUCUCUUUGAAGGGAUCUCAAAUGUGGGGCAUCUUUUUGCUGCUCUUCUUCGGCUUUGUGCGCGCCGAUGUGGGGUUGGGAUGUAUUGCAGAUCCUAACAUCACAUGAGGAGUUUUAGGUCAGACAGGUGCAAGAGUUCAAACGAGGACAGCUCUUUACAAAUGUCAAGAUUCAUCUAUAGAAACAGUUUACAGCUAUUCUUGGAGCAGCAAACUGAAAAUGCAAUGAAAGGUUUUAUAAAAGUCAAAACUGCUCCAGUCUAGUCUAGUAGUUGUACAAAACACACCAAGAUUCAAAAGCUUUUUUUUCUCUUUUCAAAUUGGGUAAAACUACAAAGCUGCAGCUCACGACUUCAAAUUUGAGACCAACAAAGGCCUCGCCGCUCUGCCAUGUGUGAGGAGCCUCUCUGAAGCCCCCUGAGAUCUCCUGUUUUCAAAGACUCCUGUGGUCUCGCUCCUCUCGCGCGGAUCUGCGACCCCCGUACAGCGUUCAGCUGCCCACAUCCUUUAAAACUCCUGCGAGACCUCUCUAAGCCUUACCUACAUACAGUUACUUUGAGGCUCAGUUGAGCAAACGUUCCUCUUUUAUUUUGUAGUAACCGUGUCAAAUUUGACAUUUGAAAUGAUUUUGCUGUUGUUUUGUUUAUAAUAAGCAGCAAAAUAGCAGAAAGGUUCAUAGUGCCGUAAAAACAAAGUACUCUGAUAUUAAAUUUUAUCUAUUAAAAAAAUGUCAUCUGAGAAAAUUCUGUAGAUCAAAUGUUGACAGGAUUAGUUUCUUUAAUGAAGAACGAAGCACAAAUCCUUUGUCUUUCUGGGUGUUUUAUGGUUGCACUGUCAAUGCCGCAUCAGUAUUUCUUCAACAUUAAAAGAUUUAAGAUUUUUUUCUACCAUUUUUUUUAAAUAUAGGCCUAUAGUGACAUGAUAUUACAGCAGAAUACCUUGAACGUUACUUUAGAAAUGCUAAAAUAAAAGGUGUUUCUGCACAGACCUAUCAGAAAUAUCUGCUUGGCCAAAGAAAGGAUAAAUGAAAUGGCCAUUUUAAAUAUUUUCCCAUUUACUAAUAAUCUGCAGCCCAGGUUGUUUAUUUCUUUGUUUGGUUCUAGUGUUCUUUAAUUCAGCAUGUCUUUAGCUGCAGCUUGCAGUUGAAUUCACUUAAAACCUUGUGUUUGUUCUGCUUUUUCUAUUUAAAUUUAUUUCAAUGUUUACAUUUUUUUACAGUAAAACUUAGAUUUUGUUAAAGAAUGUUUUUACUUUUGGGCUUUCAGGGAGUUAUGGGUUUCCGUGGAAAAAUCCUGAUCAUUACAUAUUUUUUUAAAUAAAUGAAUACAUUUGCUC
Oryzias latipes (Japanese medaka) is the source of this 3435-nucleotide messenger RNA. It is a transcript of the gene zmat1, whose product is annotated as zinc finger matrin-type 1. Gene Ontology annotation, molecular function: nucleic acid binding; zinc ion binding. The record is from RefSeq and is a predicted model, not a curated record. Gene Ontology annotation, cellular component: nucleus. NCBI's taxonomy places the organism in Eukaryota, Metazoa, Chordata, Actinopteri, Beloniformes, Adrianichthyidae.